UUCAAGAUGGCGGACGCGGUGUAAAGUGUUAAGAGUAUUGUUAAAAUAUGUCUCAAGCAAGAUCUUUGCCUCAAAGCAAAGAAACUCUGUUAAAAUCAUACACUAAAAGGCUAAAGGAUGAUGUGAAGUCCAUUCUUGAUAAUUUUACUGAAAUAUUAAAAUGUUCCAAGGUUGAAGAUGAAUCGCAAGUGUCUUGUGUAACACAAGUGGUACAAGAUCAGUAUGAAUGCAAUGUUAGAGCUGCAAACAUAGUCAGAGCUGGAGAAUCAUUAAUGAAACUUGUCUCAGACAUCAAAGAAUUUCUGAUCUUGAAUGACUUUCCAUCUGUGAAUGAAAGUAUCUCAGAGAGAACAACAAGACUAUCGAACAUGCAACAGCAUACAGAUAAGCAGUUGAUGAAUCUAAAAGAAGACAUUGCUAUCACGCUGUAUGGAUUAGAAGAAGCAUUUUAUUCAUCACCAUAUCAUUAAAUAGCAUUAACAUAAUUUUAGAUAUUUAACGUUUCAUAUAAAUGCAAAUAGAUUGUCACAAAACUUGUAGUACAUUACAGUGUAUAUGUAUUGUAAAUAAAASUUGAUGCCACA
Actinia tenebrosa (Australian red waratah sea anemone) is the source of this 584-nucleotide messenger RNA. Its product is annotated as mediator of RNA polymerase II transcription subunit 22. Gene Ontology annotation, molecular function: transcription coregulator activity. The record is from RefSeq and is a predicted model, not a curated record. NCBI's taxonomy places the organism in Eukaryota, Metazoa, Cnidaria, Anthozoa, Actiniaria, Actiniidae. Gene Ontology annotation, cellular component: mediator complex. Gene Ontology annotation, biological process: regulation of transcription by RNA polymerase II.